Trematomus bernacchii (emerald rockcod) is the source of this 2021-nucleotide messenger RNA. RefSeq names its product NEDD4 binding protein 2-like 2 (gene n4bp2l2). The coding region runs from base 84 to 1583 and encodes 499 amino acids. Gene Ontology annotation, cellular component: nucleus. Gene Ontology annotation, biological process: negative regulation of transcription by RNA polymerase II. The transcript is spliced from 6 exons. Gene Ontology annotation, molecular function: transcription corepressor activity. The record is from RefSeq and is a predicted model, not a curated record. Lineage: Eukaryota; Metazoa; Chordata; Actinopteri; Perciformes; Nototheniidae.
UUCCGUAAACACAAGGCACCUGCAACACAUGCAUGCUGUUCUUUUUUUGAAGGUUGUUUUUUUACGUUAUUAAUGCAUCUUGAAUGUAUAUGAUGUCUCAUACUGGAUCCUCCUGUAGGAUCUUUCAUGACGUAAAAAAACAUUGUGUGGGUCAGCGUGGAAGAACCGGUAAAGAUGACUCUGCUGACAAAAACUCCAAAUCUGUGAGCAAUCACUCCAACAGUCGAGAGAAAAGUGUGAGGGAGCGUGUGUUAAAGAAGGUAGGGAUCACUAGCACCACCUUCAUUGGUCCAGCAUUUCCUCCUCCAAAACCAACCAAAGUCAAGUCUGACAUUGAAGACACACUGAGUGAGUUUUACAAAGAGCUUGAGAAGAUCGAUACACCUGAUGGUGCUAAUAAUAAUCCAGGGAAACAACAUUCUCAAACACCCAUUACUCAAACAACAUCUACCAGCAGAGGAACUCAGGAUACACGUGAGGAAAAUGUACUUUAUACAAGCAGAUAUGCAGAAACAGAUGGCUGCCACAGAAGCAGUGGGCAGAAACAGCCACCCUGGUCACACUGGUAUCAAAAUGAGCCAUAUCCCAGAAGACCAAGGCCACCUGCUCCUUCUCAAAAUCAAUGGCGUUAUCCUCAAACACCGAACAGACCAACAAACCCAGGCUUUCACAGACCUCCAUUCCAUCGCCCACCACCUCCAUCUGCAUUCCCAAAUCCACAAAACCCACCGCCACACAUGGAUCAAAGCUGGCGAGGUUCUGGAACAACAAACCAGUCUGAAGAUGAGUCCCAUUUUCCAACAUUUUCCAGCUCAGCACCUUCCAAUGUAAGCAGUCACCCCUCUCAAGGCUUUUAUGGAGAUUCUCUACACCACUUUGACAGGGAUGAACGGGAUUUAAAACUUGAUGUACACUCUGAUAAUGUAAAUGGUGGAUGGUCCAGAGAACGAAAAGAAGAAUUGCGUCAGUUUGGUGAAGAUUAUGACAGUCACCAGAGAUUUGAUUCAGAACAUGAACCGUGGGCGAGUCACUGCCGACCCCCUGCCAACACGGACACACACCCUCCUCCCUUGGUGCUGAUCUUGAUGAGGGGAUUACCAGGAUCUGGGAAAUCAACACUUGCCAGACAGCUGCUCUCCACUGGUCCCAGUGGGCUGAUACUGAGCACAGACGACUUCUUUGCUCACAGAGAGGGGUACAACUAUGAAGCACGUCUUCUUGGAGAAGCACAUGACUGGAACCACAACAGAACUCAGGAUGCUAUGCAUGAUGGCCGAUCUCCCAUCAUCAUCGAUAAUACAAACGCCCAAGCUUGGGAAAUGAAGCCAUAUGUAAAAAUGGCCCUGGACAGAGGAUACAAAGUGGACUUUUGUGAACCUGACACCAGCUGGAAGUUUGAUCCUUUUGAGCUGGAGAAGAGGAACACGCACGGUGUACCAAUGGAGAAGAUUGCACAGAUGAUGGAUCGUUUUUCAUUUCCCGUAUCUGUAGACAUUGUGAUGAAUUCACAAGAGCCGCCUCACGUGAACCAGAGACGCCAACCAGAGCAGCCACACGGGAUGAGAACCAGAGACUUCCAUUAGUUUUUCACAAUAACUAAACCAGCCAAAUGUUUUUACUUGAAGACCAAACUUUUUCAGUGGUGUGAAUAUUGUUAAAUUCCUUUUUUAUGUGAUUUUAUGAAGCUAUAUUUUUGUAUAUUCUAUAUACAUGUAAAGAAAGAUUACUUAUUUUUUCUGAAGAGGUUUUCAGAAUUACAUAUUUACAUGAACCAUCUUUGAAAGGAAAUGUGCAUUAUUUUUGCAUUUUGUAUUUGAUGGCUGGUUUUUCAGAACAGUCCUUUUUGCAGUACAAUAUUCAACAUGAAAAGGCUGUUCUUGCUGCCUCCCUGUUGUUUUCCUCUGGUCUUAAUUGGUUACCAGUUGGUUGUUAAGUUUCUGUUGACUUCUGAUUCCUUGAAACUGCUAGAAAAGAGGAAAAUAAUGUGGCGAAAUGUCCUUAAUAAACAAAUGUUAUUUUCU